This is a messenger RNA of Onychostoma macrolepis, 2921 nucleotides long. It is a transcript of the gene cirsr, whose product is annotated as corepressor interacting with RBPJ, CIR1. NCBI's taxonomy places the organism in Eukaryota, Metazoa, Chordata, Actinopteri, Cypriniformes, Cyprinidae. Gene Ontology annotation, molecular function: transcription corepressor activity. Gene Ontology annotation, biological process: negative regulation of DNA-templated transcription. The transcript has 10 exons. The record is from RefSeq and is a predicted model, not a curated record. Gene Ontology annotation, cellular component: nucleus. The coding region runs from base 146 to 1501 and encodes 451 amino acids.
AAGAACCCUGGAUGUGCUUUUUUUGCGUCGCUGUCAUCAUUGCGUCAUAGAGAGGCGCCGCGGAUGGUGUUUUGAUGUUGUUCGACGGAAACGGUUUUAAUAACAGUUUUUAAUAACAAUUUGAUCGUUACGCUGGUGGUCAAACAUGGGGAAAUCUUUUGCUAAUUUCAUGUGCAAGAAAGAUUUUCAUCCUGCAUCAAAAUCCAACAUAAAGAAGGUAUGGAUCGCAGAGCAAAAAUUAACCUUCGAGAAGAAGCAGCAGGAGGAACUGAUGCAGGCUUACGUGAAGGAGCAGGACACAUACAACAACAGACUGCUGAUGGGAGAUGAUCGAGUGAAAAAUGGCCUUAAUUUCAUGUAUGAAGCACCUCCAGGAGCAUCUAAAGAGGAGACUAAAGAGGAAGGAGAAUCUGAGUACAAGUUUGAGUGGCAGAAAGUAGCUCCUCGUGAAAAGUAUGCAAAGGAUGACAUGAAUAUUCGAGAUCAGCCUUUUGGCAUUCAGGUGCGGAAUGUGCGCUGCAUUAAGUGUCAUAAAUGGGGUCACGUGAACACGGAUCGUGAGUGUCCCCUCUUUGGCCUGUCAGGGAUCAACGCCAGCUCUAUGGCCAGUGAUGAAGCAGGUCCGUCAAUGCACCCCUCCGAGUUAAUGGCAGAGAUGCGAAACAGUGGGUUUGCGCUGAAGAAAUGUGUCCUUGGGAGGGACAGCACCAUGAGUGAUCCAGCACAGGAGCUUGUGGCCAGUGAGGAAGAGGACGACCCUGAGGUGGAGUUCCUGAAGUCUCUGACUACCAAACAAAAGCAGAAACUGCUUAGAAAACUUGACCGUCUUGAAAAGAAAAAGGAUAAGAAGAAAAAGAGUAAAAAGGAGAAAAAGAAGAGCAAAAAGAAGCAGAAAAAGAAACAAGCCAAGAGUGAGUGUUCAUCCAGCAGCUCAUCAGACAGCAGUGACAGCAGCAGCGACUCUGAGGAUGAGAAACCCUCCGGAAAGAAAGCCAAGAAGAAGAGCAAGAGAAGGAGGAACUCAACCAGUGACAGCAGCUCUGAGAGAGAGCAGGAGAAAGAACGCACCCACAGUCUGGACUCCAAACACGCACAUUCAAAACACAAUGAGCACAGAGUUCAGAGGUCACCAGACAACAAGCACAGCAGAGAGAGAUGGAGGGACGACAAAGAGAGAGGUAAAGAUAGACACAGGAGCAGGAGUAGGGAGAGGAGGAGAGAACAAAGCAGGAGCCCUCAGCGACGGAGAGAUGAGAAAGAGAGAGGUAAGGAGAGAUACAGGAGCACGAGCAGGGAGAGAGUGAGAGAGAGAAGAGACAGGAGCGGAGAACGUGACAAGGGCAAGAGGGAAAGAAGCAGAAGUCGGGAAAGAGAAAGAAACUCUGAUAGAAAUGUCAGGAGGAGGAGUGUCAGUCGGGAACGAGGGAGGGGCAGUGAAAAACGCAGCAGAAGUGAUAGUAGAGAUGCAGAGAAGAGGACAGAACGCAGCAGAGGGAAAUAGCUGGAAGUGGAUGGUCACUGUCUUGUCUCUGAUUAAAGGAUUCAUUCAAAUCAAACUUCGUACAUCAUUUUCUCACCCUCAUGUUGUUCCAAAACCUAAGCACUGUGAGUUUUUUUUUUUUUUUUUUAUAUAAAUACUCUGGUCUACUCUUUGGCCUAAUUUAUAUAUAUAUAUAAUUUUUUUUUUUUUUUUUUUUUAAUAAACUUAAUAUAGAAUGUGGCUGUCAAGCUCCAAAAUGACAAAGCAGCACCUUAAAAUGAGUCUUUGUGGUGGUUCUUGUCUGGUAUUACACGUCUUCUGGAGUCAUACAAUACCUUUUAUGUGACAAACAAACCAAAAUUCAAGUCAUUAUUCAUGUAAAUAAUUCCCCCCUUUCUUUAAAACAUCUCUGGGUCACCUGAGAACUAUUGACAUCUGAUAAUAAUUGGUAUUGAGAGCAGGAAAGGGGAAGAUUUUCAGUGAAUAUUAACUUUAAUAUUAACUAAAGUGUUCUGUUUGUCAAAUAAAUUUAUAUUCAGAAGACUCGGAAUACAGAAGUGUUUUUUUUUUUUCUUCAUUUUGGAGCUUCAUAGAUGUCACAACUGCUGUUGUGUGGAAAUAUUAGCUGUUUAAAUGUAUAUAUUUUUAAAUUUCCUUUUCUAAAUGCAUAAGGGUUUGGACCGACUUGAGGGAUGAUGAUGAAAAAUGAUGAGAGAAUCUGAAAUUUUUUGGUAAAUUAUUUGUUUUGUGCGGCUUUUCCAUUUGUUUCCCAUUUACAGGCAGCUCUGAGAAUUUCUCCAGAAGAGGGCGCUCUGAGAAUGUAGAAACGGAACCUGUUAAAGAGCACAAUUAAAAUAUAGUUUGACACUUUCAUUUUUUUUUUUUUUCAAUAUUUGCUGUAGUCCUGGUUGCCUUUUCUUUUAGCGUUUAGCCCAUCCAAAAUGUAACGUUUGUUUGACUCUUUGAGUCUUUUUUACAAGAGGUUAUAUAGCCUAUUCUACACACAAUACUGAGAUUGUACUGUACAACUCUCAAAAUACUGUAUAACUCUCAAUGAUUCAUUUUGCAGCCUGUUCAAGUUGAUUUAAUUAUAAUUUUUUAGCUUCUUCCUCACCUUAAAUGUUUAUACUCCUUGUAAAUUCAAAAAUAUGUCAAAUAAAUGUAUAAUGAAUGUGACACAAAACUCUAGUUACUCUUCAACCUCGACCACAUUCAAAAUUUUUCAUCUCAAAGACGACUGAAAAUGGUUGUUUAAAUUAUUUUUACACUAAUUUUGGAGUUUUAUUUUGGUGGCUGUUUGGUAGUUUCUUAGGAAUUGUAUCUUGAUUUAAAUUCAGGGUGAGUUUAUUAGGCUAUUUAUGUGUUUAGCUGCAAUGAAUUUUGUUUUUAAUUUUCCAGUAUAAGCAACGGAACUGAACUGUAACUGAAUAUAUUAAUAUAA